Numida meleagris (helmeted guineafowl) is the source of this 5622-nucleotide messenger RNA. RefSeq names its product ribonuclease CL2. Bases 4926 to 5537 code for a protein of 203 amino acids. The transcript has 3 exons. NCBI's taxonomy places the organism in Eukaryota, Metazoa, Chordata, Aves, Galliformes, Numididae. Gene Ontology annotation, molecular function: nucleic acid binding. The record is from RefSeq and is a predicted model, not a curated record.
UUCAGAUCUCUCAUAGCAUAAAUCUGGCUGGGGAGGGUGUGAUACGUAAAGUCCAGAGACUUCAUCUGGACUAAAUACUUGGCAUGACAUCCUGGCACCGUGAGGAUGCAUGGCAGCUCCUCGCUGCACCACCAGAGGCUGAAAUUAAGAGAGCACAAAGUGCAGAGCAAAGGGAGCUGGUUUUCUUUAUUAAACUCCUUUCAGCAUCUGACUGCUAGCAGUUAAGAUGGCACACAAAGGAGGAUUUCCUUUACAGAUAGUAAGCAGAGUAGCAGGAAUCAAACGCAGAAUCACAGAGUGGCUUGGGUUGGAAAGGAUCUCAAAGAUCAUCCAGUUGCCACCCAGCAGCUCAAGCUGCCCAGGGCCCCAUGGCCUUGAGCGCCUCCAGGGACGGGGCACCCACAGCCUCUCUGGGCAGCCUGUGCCAGCGCCUCACCGCCCUCUCUGUGAAAAACGUCCACCUGACUUCUUCUAAUGCAAAUCUCCCCCCUUCAAUUUAAAACCGUUCCCCUUUGUCCUAUCACGAUCUGACCAUGUAAAAGCUGAUUUCCCUCCUGUUUAUAAUCUCCCUUUAAAUAUUGGAAGGCCGCAAUGAAGUCCCUCCAGAGCCUUCUCCAGACUGAACAAACCCAGCACCUUCAGCCAAUUCUAUCGUCAUACAACCAUAGAAUCAUUUAUCUAGCUUUCUUCUGACGUUUAAGGAGCUGUGUUUCAGGAACCUGUAAAGCUGUUUGUGUUUUACAAAAUCAGUAGUUUCUGGCAGUGAUCCAGUGAGAGUAACCAAACUGACGCUUGCAGCUGGGAAAUCUCUGCUGGAGGGCUGUCUGGCAGCAUCCCGAGAUCGUUCCACUCCAGAGAUCAUUCCACUCCCACAGCUACGCAAUUCUUGCGUAUUGUGACUGUUUGCUCCUGGGGUUUCUAACAGGGCCCUUCCCAGACUUUUCACAUGUUGGUGUGCGGCAUAUCCUCAGAUCAGCAGCCUGUGGGAACGAUGGUUUGGUGGGAACGUCAAGUGUUAACUUUGUUCCUCUUGUACUGAGUAUGCCCUCGGCUGGAUGCAAUUACAGCCCUUUGUCCUCUGUAACAGCAGGAAGGGACUGUCCCAGCAGCACCCAGCUGAGCUGAAAGUACUACAGUAAAUUGGUCAGAUACCAGGGGACUGAUACUCCUUGCUAAGGAAACCCUGGAGGCUGAGGAGUGAAUCACUUGGAGCAGGAGGGACCUUACAGGGUGGUCAGUCAGAGGUGAGGUCUCCCAGGAUCUCUGUAGGAGAAGGCCUAAGCCUGAACACAACUGCCUGGGGUUCAAAAUAGCAGCACAGUUGAACACGCUCCAAAAACAGACAGCGUGUGCCCAGAGCAGCUGAGGGUUAUGGUGGGCAGGCUGCCAUAAGUGGCUGCCAAGACCAAGGGAUUUAGAGAGAGUGCUGAGAUGGAGACAAGCGGCAAGAAUUUUAUGUGUUUGGGCCUGCAGCCCGCCCAGGGAGAAAGUGAAAGAGGUAAUAUUAAGCCUAGAAAAAAGUAACCUGGUGAGUGCAAUGAAGCACACCUGGAAGAAGGCCAUCAAAAUCAGGUGUUCAGCAUGCAGAACCUUGACAUGCUGUGCAAAAAUCUGGAAUAGCAUAGAGACCCCAGAUGCCCAGACUGGACUCUAGGGGGGAGUAAAUACAAGAGCACUGAGAGACCCACCUUAGUGGAAACAAGAAGAUGACACAUAUAAGGCAUCUACUGUCAUACCUGUUGCCUUGCUUAUAAAAUACCUGUUGCCUUGCUUAUAAAAUACCUGUUUUUCCACUGUUGAAUGGAGGUUAAGAAGAGAGCACUGCUCGAUUCACAGCCAAAUCCCAAUAUGUGGAAAGGGGAAGAACAUGCAUCUUUGCAACAGACAUUUCUAUCUGGGCUCUGUGAACACCCUUCAGAAAGCAAAGCAGAUGGUUUUGUUGUUUGGCUCUGUGCUGUGUUUUCGAGUCCCAAGUGCUGUUUACUGCCUGCCUUUUGACCAGUCAGUUAAAUCUACAGAUGCAAAGGUUAAAUACUAAUUUUCAUAUCCACACAACUUACGCACACACAGAAUACAACAUAAGCAAGCAAUCUGAUGAGAUCAAAUAUGUAUGCAGACAAUGACUUCAGAAUGGGGGAAAAUUUACCUUCAUGCCAGGUUAGUUUUAAAGCUGAAUCAUCAAGAGUGGGUUGGUGACUACGUCAGUGAAUUCCUUCAGGACUCUGGGAUGCAUCUCAUCAGGGCCCAUAGACUUAGGGAUGAUCAGAUUCCCUAGGCAGUCGCGAACCUGAUUUUUGCUUACAGCAGGAGGGGCAUUGCUCUCCCAGUUCCCACCUUCUGAACCAAAAAAAUAAAACAACAGGAGACAGUUGAAGGAUAAGGUGAAGAUCUUUUCGAGCUUAAAUUUUGAAAACUGAGGGUGAGCAUUGGUCAGGGAAUGCCCAGGCACUGCCCCUGUGCUGGCACAGAUCCUUCUCACUGAGCAUUUUGGGGCAUAGCCCCCAGGACUCCUGUCCAGGCCCCAGGAGGAGGCAGCCCUGCAGCAAAGGGAUGGCCGUGGGAGCAGCAGGCUGAGAAAUCCAUCUCCCCAGGCUAUGCCUCCCUGCCAAGAUCUUCCCCACUUGCUGGGUGCCCACGAAGUCAUUGUGACAUGACAGAGCCAUCAGUGACUGCACCGUGGGGCAGCUCGUGCACUACCAGAUACUGAGACUAGGGAAGGUGCAGCGCAGUGCUCAGCAUGGGGAUCUCCCUCAUGCUUAUGCUCUGUUUGGCUUUUCUGUUCCCUGGCAGCCUCGGCUAUGCCAGCCGCCCCUCUUGGGCCACCCUCAUGGGGGACACGGCUCCUGAGGACAUCGGCCAGAUCUCCGACUUCAGUCGGAGGACCCAGUCCUACCUACUGGACGACCACCUUUUGCCUUCCUUUGCCCAGGUGAAUGUAACUGUGUCAUCUGUGGAGGUGAUCUACAGGAAUGGCCCAGCCCUGUGCCUGCUCACUGGGCUGUUCCUUGUGGCCGUUUACAUAUGUAGCAAAGCCAGAAGGAGAUGGAGGAAGAAGAUGAGCCAUCUACCUCCAGCUUUCUCGGGGACUCACAGCUACAACAUGAACAUCUACAGAAUCUGUGAGGACCCAUACCGGUUGGAAGCAAACGUCAUCCUGAUGCGGAAGGUCAUAAGGAGACUGCUCCUAGGCUACCCAAAAGCUGGCAGGACCAACGGAAAGAAGAGAAAGUGGAGAGAUAUGGAAGAGGAGGAGUGUCAUUCUCCACCUGUGUACCCAACCAAAGAGCUUCUGGGAGGGAAUCAGGAUUGUUCCACGUGAAUAAAGUAUGGCAACUUGAACAUUAGACAUUACUGCUUUGUCUUCAUCCAAACCUGAUGUGCCUGGCACGUGGGAGAGGCAGAGAGGAGAAAGAACAAGAGAUGGAGUCAGAAGAGGUGAGCCCUCACUCACCACCUCCCAGAGGCUCUCCCUGAGCAAUGGCUCUGCUGGCAGGUGAAACCCACAGGUUUUUCUCCACCCAGGGAACUCACAGUGGGUGUUUGAUGAGCCUGGGCCUUAAACAUGACAUUCUGCAUGUCACAGGUCUUUAUCAUGAGUUUGGUGCACCAGAGGGGCCUCCAGUUGCCUUUCUGUGCUUAGCACUUGUCUCUCGAAUGCCUUGCAGUUCAACGCAAGUUCCUCCAAAUUCAUUUUGCUUGCCCAACACACCUCUGACUGCUUUCAUUUUGCACUCAGGGAUCUCCAAGUGCUUUUCCCUUUGGCCUCAGGGUUCUCAGAGUGUUUUCCUGUGCUCACCAAUGACCUGUGAUCUCUUUGUUUUGUCCAGGGACCUCCAUGUGCAUUUUGGCGCAUCCCUAGCAUUUCCAAAGCCCUUGUCUGCUCAAUUCAGGGCUCCCAAGUUCAGUUUGGUGCUCCAAAGUCCUGCAAAGCCCUUUCAAUUCAACCCAGCAGCUUCACUGCAUCUUUCUGUUUACUCAAGUGUCCUGCAAGUGUCUUUCUGUUCCAAAACGAAUGUCCAGGUAUCUCUCUCAGCAAAACAGUGGCCUCUGAGUGCCUUUCUCUUUCACCCAAGCCUUCCAAGUGUGUCUGAAUGCAUGCUCAGGAGCUCCAAAAUCCUUUGAUGGAAAUCUUCAUACUGUCUUUUCAUUAUCGCAGCAUGUUUCUGAGUGUCUUUCUUUCUGUUCUCCAUGGGGGCCUCCAAGUUCCUUCCUGUUCCAUUCAUGGACCUCCAAAUGUCUUUCCUUUUACCCAGAGGUCCUUGGACUGCCUUUCUAUUCAGACCAGGGAUCUCUGCUUUUCUGUUUUGAAGAAUGGCCACUGACUGCCUUUUCAUGUGCCCUAGAAACAUUCUGAGUACCACUCAGUUCAAGCCAGGCUCAUCUGAGUGUCUUUUUAACCUAGAGAUCGUCUAAGUGCCUUUCUGUUCUUCUUAGUUCAGCCAGCCUUUCCAUAUUCCUCAUGGACUUCUUUGGCCACAAAGAGCUAUUUUUCUUGCUCCCAGCGAGUUCUCCACCCAAGGCCUCCGAGAUGCUUAGAAGCUUUGUGUUCCAGCUAGGGACCUCAGAGAGUCAAUUUCCCUUGAUUCUAGGUCUUCUCAGUGCCCUUCUGUGUGUUCCAAGGGCCUCACUAUGACAUUUGUUGGGCUGGUAAGGGCAGGAGUGCCAGGGGAAGAGCCCGUGGGAGCUGUGCUUGAGGAGGGGGCACCUGUGUGCAGCCCCAGGCCAUGAGCUCUGUGCUGUUCACUGUGCUCUUUAUCCUGUGCAUAGGGUCCAAGCAUCACCAGGCCAGAGCCUUGGUGUAGUCCAUGGCGAUGUGGGCAGGGGGCACCUGAGGGGAUAUGUGCAGACAGUCAUGUGGUUAAUUAAUGAUUACCUAAUGACCUUGGUGGGGGGGGGGGUGGUGUGAGGGGAGUGGGGCCUCCUGAAUGCUGGGUUCCCCCCCAACACACUGGACCUUGCUCUUUGCCCUGCCCCUCCUCCUGGACCUUUGGCAUUUGGGCCCAGUUGGAACAAGUAUAAAAGUGGUGCAGAGGAGUGGGAGGGACCAGGAGACCCUGAGGCCAGAAGAGAAACGGAAGCACACAGAAGUUCAGGUACCCAUGGCAAGCUGGAUGCUAUGCGUAGCCCUCAUACUGGCAACAGCGGCAGGGGCUGUGGGUGAGACCCGCUAUGAGAAGUUCUUGCGGCAGCAUGUGGACCACCCCCGGACGCUCGGGCUCAUGGGGCACCGCUACUGUGGGGUCAUGCUGGCACGACGGCAAGUGACGGCCCCGGGGAGGCCUUGCAAACCAUCCAACACCUUCGUACAUGCACCAGCUGAGGACCUGGUGGCCACCUGCACCCGCCCAGCCGACACAAUGGGGUUCCACAGCACCUCAACACCUAUGGACAUCACAGCCUGCCGCCUGCGGGGUGGAGACACCCGGCCCCCUUGCAAUUACCGGGCCCGGCAGCUCCAUCACCAUGUGCGUGUUUCCUGCCUUGAUGGGCUGCCUGUGCACCUUGCUGGCACCCAUGCGUCUGUUAAUGAGUCUUGACAUGGGGGGCAAUGCAUGGGGAGGUGGAUUCUCCUGCUGUGGGUAAGGGCUGCAUUAGGACCUGCAAUAAAGGAGGUGCCACAGG